CCAGAAUGCAGCGAAGCAGUGUUGGAGCAGGCUGUGUUGUUGGGAUGUUCAGGAUUAAAGAUGGCCACCAGUAGAAGGAACAGGGUCAGUAGCCACUCCAGCAUUGCGGCGUUAUUCAUCGUUGAUGGAUAAAAUGAAAACAGAAAGCCGUCAUUAGCAAACAUACAUAUAAGCAAACAAACCUUCAUUCUCCCUGACCCCGAUCCCUGUGGAUUAAAAAAAAAAAAAAAAAAAAAAUCAAAACAAAACCACCGACUGCCUGUGCUGGCUCGCUUCUCAAGAUGAACAUGGUGAAGAGGAUCAUAGGGCGGCCCCACCUGGAGGAGUGCAGCCCGCAAGACAACGCGCUGGGCCUCAUGCACCUGCGCCGACUCUUCAGUGAGCUCAGCCACCCGCCGCGCCACAUGAGCCAGAAGGAACAGGAGGAGAAGCUGUACAUGAUGCUGCCUGUCUUCAACAGGGUGUUUGGCAAUGCGCCCUCAAAUACAAUGACAGAGAAGUUCUCUGACCUCCUCCAGUUUACAACACAAGUAUCACGAUUAAUGGUCACCGAGAUCAGAAGGCGGGCAUCUAACAAAUCAACAGAGGCUGCCAGUCGGGCCAUCGUUCAGUUUCUGGAGGUGAAUCACAGUGAGGAGGCUAGUCGAGGCUGGAUGCUGCUCACGACCAUCAACCUGCUGGCAUCAUCGGGGCAGAAAGCGGUGGAUUGCAUGACCACAAUGUCGGUGCCGUCCACACUGGUGAAGUGCUUGUACCUGUUCUUUGACCUCCCUCACGUGCCGGAGGUUCCCGGAGCUGCCCAGACAGAGCUGCCCCUUGCGGAACGCAGGGCUCUGCUGCAGAAAGUCUUUGUGCAGGUCCUGGUGAAGUUGUGCAGUUUCGUGUCCCCAGCAGAAGAGCUUGCACAGAAAGAUGACCUGCAGCUCUUAUUCAGUGCAUUAACAUCAUGGUGUCCUCCCCACAAUCUGCCUUGGAGGAAGAGCGCAGGGGAAGUGCUGAUGACAAUAUCACGACAUGGCCUCAGUGUCAAUGUAGUCAAGUACAUUCACGAGAAAGAAUGUUUGGCCACAUGCAUUCAGAACAUGCAGCAGUCAGAUGACCUUUCAUCCCUGGAGAUUGUGGAAAUGUUUGCUGGGCUGUCCUGCUUUCUGAAAGACUCCAGUGAUGUAUCGCAGAUGUUGCUGGAUGAUUUUAGGAUCUGUCAGGGAUACACUUUCCUUUGUGAUCUGAUGCUGAGGCUGGAGCAAGCAAAAGAGGAUGAUUCCAAAGACACUCUGAAAGACUUGGUUAAUGUGGUCACUUCACUGACAGUGUCCGGAGUGACUGAGCUCAAGCCUGCUGGCGUCACCACGGGGGUGCCGUUUCUCUUGCCAGGGUUUGCUGUGCCACAGCCCACAGGAAAAGGUCACACAGUGCGGAACAUCCAAGCCUUCUCUGUGCUUCAGAAUGCCUUUCUCAAAGCGAAAACCUGUCGCCUCACCAGAAUCAUCCUGGAUGCUAUUUCAAACAUUUACAUGGCAGACAAUGCCAAUUACUUCAUCCUGGAGUCCCAGCACACUUUGUCACAGUUUGCAGAAAAGAUGUUGAAGAUGUCGGAGGUGCAGACCAAAUAUUUUGAGCUGUUGGAGUUUGUGGUUUUUAGUUUGAACUACAUCCCUUGUAAAGAGUUGUUCAGUGUGAGCAUGCUGCUGAAGUCCAGCUCCUCAUACCAGUGCAGCAUGGCAGCGACGCAGACCCUACUAAAGUUCAGCCGCCACGACCCCCUCUUCAGAGACGUGUUCAGAGAGGUGGGGCUGAUGGAGGUCCUGGUGAACAUGCUGCACAAGUACGCUGCACUGCUGAAGGACCCCACACAGGGGUUGAACGAGCAAGGAGAUUCUAAUAAUAGCUUAAUGGAGGACCAAAAGCAAUUGGCAUGGCUGGUGAUGGAGACCUUAACAGUGCUUCUGCAAGGGUCCAACACAAACGCAGGUAUUUUUCGGGAGUUUGGUGGUGCCAGGUGUGUCCAUAACAUUGUGAAGUACCCCCAGUGCAGGGAGCAUGCUCUGCUGAUUAUCCAGCAGCUGCUGCUGUCCCCCAGUGGAGAUGAUGACAUGGGCACUCUGCUAGGGUUAAUGCACUCGGCACCACCCACAGAACUGCAGCUCAAAACACAUAUACUCAAGGCCCUUCUCGCUGUCUUGAGAGAGAGUCACCGCACCAGGACAGUAUUCAGAAAAGUCGGAGGGUUUGUUUAUGUCACCUCUCUGCUGGUUGCCAUGGAGAGGUCCUUGUGUUCUCCCCCUAGGUAUGGCUGGGAGACAGUCAACCAGAAGCAGUUGUUUGAGCUGCUGCACACAGUGUUCUGCACACUGACUGCUGCCAUGCGCUAUGAGCCUGCCAACUCCCACUUCUUCAGCACAGAGAUCAAGUACGAGAAGCUGGCGGACGCAGUGAGGCUAUUGGGCUGCUUCUCCGACUCCAAGAAACUCUCCCCAGCAACAGUCUUCCCAUCAAACUCUCAACCCUUCCAGACACUGCUUGAAGAGGAGCUCCUCCCAGGGGACAGUGUGUCUCCCACUCUGAGGCACUGCAGCAAGCUCUUCAUCUACAUGUACAAGAUGGCCACGGAUUCCUUUGACAGUCGUGCUGAGCAGGUGCCUCCUUGCCUGACACACGAGACCUCCCUCCCCUCCCCAUGGGGGACCCCAGCUCUGCCCAGGAAAAGACACGGCUAUCACUUAGUGUCGGUCCCGGGGCCCGUCCUUCCUCUGAAGCAAGUCACUGAGCUGAAGCUGCAUUCUGGAGAUGCUCCCCUACAUUCCCCCGAUGCAGUUGUCAUCCACCCUGGAGCGGUGCUGGCCAUGCUGGACCUCCUGCCCUCUGUCAGCUGUGACACCCACCCUGAGCAUGCCCUGGACCUGCAGCUGGUGGUGGCUAACAUCUUGCAGCUGCUGGUUCACACAGAGAGGAAUCAGCAGAUGCUGUGUGAGGCAGCCCUUCACUCCAGACUGCUCCAGCGUUGCAGCGCAGCCUUGGCUGACGAGGACCACCCCCUCCACCCCCCGCUGCAGAGGAUGUUUGAGAGGCUGGCCUCGCAGGCCUUACAGCCCAUGGUCUUGAGGGAAUUUCUCCGCCUGGCAAAUCCAUUGAAUUGUGGUGCCUGGGACAAGAAGCUAUUGAAACAGUACAGAGUCCACAAGCCCAGUUCUGUAUGGUUUGAACCUGAAAUGAGAAACAGUAUGACCAUGUCGAUGGAGGGCCCAGACAGCGUGUUCGCUGUGAAUGAAGAUAAUAACCACUACAGGAUAAGCAGGAGUCUUGUGAGGUCAGCAGAAGGAAGCUCAGUGCCUCUGACCAGAGUGAAGUGCUUGGUCUCCAUGACAACCCCACAUGAUAUCAGGCUUCACGGCUCUGCAGUCACCCCGGCCUUUGUGGAGUUUGACACAUCUCUGGAAGGGUUUGGCUGCCUCUUCAUGCCAAGUUUGGCUCCACAUAAUGCUCCAUUGAAUAAUGUCCCUGCAUCUGGAGUCAGUGAUGGGGCUGUUGUCAGUGGAAUAGGAAAUGGUGAAAGGCUGUUCCCACCUCCGUCUGGCCUAACCUACUCCUCAUGGUUUUGCAUUGAGCGCUUCAGCACUCCUCCUAAUCACCACCCUGUGCGGCUCCUCACUGUGGUGCGAAGGGCCUCCUCCUCAGAGCAGCACUACGUGUGCCUGGCCAUCGUCCUGUCCGCAAAGGACAGGUCCCUCAUCGUGUCCACCAAAGAGGAGCUGCUCCACAGUUAUGUGGAUGACUUCAGCGAGGAAUCCUCUUUUUAUGAGAUCCUCCCCUGCUGUGCUCGUUUCCGCUGUGGUGAUCUCAUUAGUGAGGCGCAGUGGCAUCACCUAGUGUUGGUGAUGAGUAAGGGCAUGCUGAAGAACAGCACAGCCACACUCUACAUUGAUGGGCAGCUGGUAAACACUGUCAAGCUUCACUAUGUCCACAGCAGCCCUGGAGGCUCUAGCUCCACAAACCCCCCGGUGGUCAGCACAGUGUACUGCUAUGUGGGCUCUCCCCCUGCCCAGCGCCAGCUCUCCACACUGGUGUGGCGCCUCGGUCCCACACACUUCCUGGAGGACGUCCUCCCUGCUUCCAGCGUCUACACCAUUUAUGAAUUGGGACCAAACUACGCCGGGAGCUUCCAAGCAGUCUACCUCCCAGGUAAAGACUCCAAGGCUGAAGCCGCUGGUCCCUGCCCUGUGGCCCUGGUGCCUGAGGAGAAGGUUUCCUUUGGGCUCUCUGCACUCUCUGUGUCUGCGCUCACUGUCGCCAAGAUCAGGAAAGUGUACAACAAGCUGGACGGCAAAGCCAUCGCUAAGCAGUUGACCGUUUCCUCCCAUGAAAAUGCUACCCCAGUCAAGGUAUUGCACAACUCUGCAGGGCAUCUAAAUGGACCAGCACGCACUAUUGGGGCCGCCGUCAUUGGGUACUUAGGAGUGAGAGAAUUUGUUCCCAAGCCAGUUGCAACAAACCUGCAGUAUAUCGGGGGAGCUGCAGCCACCCUUGGCCUGGUUGCCAUGGCGUCAGAUGUUGAGGGACUAUAUGCUGCAGUAAAAGCUCUGGUGUGUGUGGUGAAGAGCAACUCUCUGGCCAGCAAGGAGAUGGAAAGAAUCAAAGGCUAUCAGUUACUUGCAAUGCUGCUGAAGAAGAAACGCUCCCUUCUCAACAGCCAUAUUCUUCAUCUCACCUUCUCUCUGGUGGGUACAGUGGAUAGCGGCCAUGAGACCUCCAUCAUUCCCAAUUCCACUGCCUUCCAAGAGCUGCUCUGUGAUUUUGAGGUCUGGCUUCAUGCUCCAUAUGAACUGCACCUGUCCCUGUUUGAGCACUUCACUGAACUUCUUACAGAAUCAAGUGAAGCAGAUAAAAAUUCCAAGUUACUGAGAGAGUUUCAGCUGAUCCCCAAGUUGCUGCUCACGCUAAGAGAUACCUCCCUGUCCCAGCCCACCAUUGCAGCCAUCAGUAAUGUGCUCAGUCUUCUGCUCCAGGGCUUCCCGAACAACAAUGAUGUACUCAGGUUUGGUCAGUUCAUCUCCUCAACACUGCCCACCUUUGCAGUCUGUGAAAAGUUUGUAGUAAUGGAGGUUAACAACGAUGAAAUGAUAGAUGGAGGAAGUGAAGAUGAUUUUGGGGGGCUUCUUUCUGCUAACCUAAUCUUGUUAAGGAACUGUCUGCUGGACAUCUUACUGAAACUGCUGUUCACCUCGAAGGAGAAGGUCUCUGUUAAUGCCCAAGCCUGUGAGGACCUGGUGAAGAUCCUGGGUUUCGAUUGGCUCCUGAUGUUCAUGGAGGAGCACCUUCACUCCAGCACAGUCACCGCUGCCAUGAGAAUCCUCGUAGUCCUGCUCAGCAACCAGCCCAAUCUCACCCGCUUCAAGGAGGGGCUCACAGGGGGAGGCUGGCUGGACCACACCGACUCUGUCCUUACCAACAAGAUCGGCACUGUACUGGGGUUCAAUGUUGGUAGAAGUGCAGGCGGUAGAUCCACAGUGCGGGAGAUAAACCGCGAUGCUUGUCACUUCCCGGGCUUCCCUGUUCUUCAGACCUUCUUACCCAAACAUACCAACGUCCCAGAGCUCUACUUCCUGCUGAUGGCUCUGUUCCUGCAGCAGCCAGUCACUGAGCUGCCUGGGAACCUGCAGUUUGAUCUAGACUCCAUCUGGACAUUUAUUUUUGGAGUUCCUGCUUCCAGUGGACCUGCGGUGGGAUCGAUUCAUAAUGUUUGCACCGAGGCUGCCUUCUUACUGCUCGGGAUGCUCAGGAGCAUGCUCAAUCUACCGUGGCAGUCUGAGGAGGAGGGGUCGUGGCUGCGGGAGUACCCCGUCACUCUCAUGCAGUUCUUCCGCUAUCUGUAUCACAAUGUUCCAGAUCUAGCUCCAAUGUGGAUCAGCCCCGAAUUCCUCUGUGCACUGGCAGCCACAGUCUUCCCUUUCAACAUCCGGCCCUAUUCAGAGAUGGUCAGUGAUCUAGAUGAUGAAGUUGGCUCUCCUGCAGAAGAGUUUAAAACCUUAACUGCCGACACUGGCAUGAACCGCAGCCAGUCUGAAUACUGCAAUGUGGGGUUAAAGACCUAUCUGACCAACCACCCGGCCAAGAAAUAUGUGUUUGACUUCAUGAGAGUCCUCAUCAUGGACAACCUCUGCCUGACACCAGCCAGCAAGCAGACUCCCAUCAUUGACCUUCUGCUGGAGGCUUCACCAGAAAGGUCAACUAGAACCCAACAAAAAGAGUUUCAGACUUCCAUCGUGGGCAGUGUGAUGGAGCACCUGCUCGCGGCUGAGGUCCUUCUGGGGGAAGAUGCCUCUCUGCCUAUCACAAGCAAAGGAAGUUACCAGGUCCUGGUGAACAAUGUGUUUUAUUUCACUCAACGAGUCGUGGACAAGCUCUGGCAGGGAAUGUUCAACAGGGAGUCCAAGAUGGUUGUGGAUUUUAUCAUUCAGCUCAUUGGACAGUCUAAGAGAAGAUCUCAAGGUCUGUCGCUGGACUCCAUCUACCACGACCUGAACAGGACCAUCCUUUAUCAACUCUCCAGACCCCACAAGACUGUCCCACAGCAGGUGGCUCUCCUGGACUCACUCCGGGUCCUCACUGUCAACAGGAACCUCCUUCUGGGCCCCGGGAACCACGAUCAGGAGUUCCUGGGCUGCCUGGCACACUGCUUCAUCAGCCUCCAUGCAGGGAGCAGUGUGGAUGGAUUUGGCUUGGAGGCAGAAGCUAGAAUGACAACGUGGCACAUCACGAUGCCCUCUGACAUUGAACCAGAUGUCCUUCACAGUCAAGAUGUUAGUGAAGGACGGCAGCUUCUGCUGAAAGCAGUGAACAGAGUGUGGACGGAGCUCAUUCUCAGUAAGAAGCAGGCACUGGAGGAUAUAUUUAAAGUGCCUCUGCCCACAAACGAUCGCGGGCACAUUGACAUUGCCACGGCCCGAGCACACAUUGAAGAGGCUGCUCUGAAGAACUGGCAGAACUACCUGGCCCAUGAGAAGAAGUGCAUAAGCAGAGGCGAGGCUAUCGCUCCGGUCACACAGUCCAAGCUGUCCAGAGUCAGCAGUGGCUUCGGUCUUUCCAAGCUCACUGGAUCCAGGCGCAACAGGAAGGAGACUGCAUUAAACAAGAAUAACCUCUCUGCACAGGAGACGUUUCAGUGGAUGUUCACUCAUAUUGCUGUUGUGCGGGAUUUGGUGGCCAUGCAGUAUAAAGAAUAUCAGGAGCGACAGCAGAAUGUUCUGAAGUACGUCUCUGAGGAGUGGGCUCAGAUUGAGUACGAGCUCCUAAGGGAGAGGGGCCUGUGGGGGCCACCCAUCGGGUCCCACCUGGACAAGUUUCUGCUGGAGAUGACUGAAGGGCCUUGCCGCAUGAGGAAGAAGAUGGUUCGCAAUGACAUGUUUUACGUCCACUACCCCUACAUUCCAGACGGCGAUCAGGAGACCAGCAGUCCAAAACCGACCCGCUACCGAAGAGCGGUAAGUUACGACAGUAAAGAGUACUUCAUGCGGCUGCUCUCUGGAAACCCUGGCAUGUAUCAGCACUCCAUGGAGCAGACUUCAGUGAGGGAGACCACUCAGCAUGAGCACGAGCAAGGGGAGGAUACCAUCGCCAAAGUUAAAGGGCUUGUGAAGCCCCCUCUGAGGCGUUCCCGCUCCACGGCCGAGGGGCCGGACGAGGACAGCCAGGACCAGAUGCAGGAGCAGCUCCUGGAGGCUUGCGCAAUGGACGAGGAGGAGAAGACCAACAACAGCACCCUGCUACGGCUGCUGGAAGAGGGGGAGAAGAUUCAGCAUAUGUACAGAUGUGCGCGAGUUCAAGGGCUUGACACCAGCGAGGGCCUCCUGUUGUUUGGAAAAGAGCAUUUCUAUGUGAUUGAUGGCUUCACAAUGACAGUCACCAGAGAGAUCAGGGACAUUGAGACGCUGCCACCAGACAUGCAUGAAGCUAUUAUUCCCAGAGGGGCCAGGCAAGGUCAAAGCCAGCUCAAGAGAACCUGCAGUAUUUUUGCUUAUGAAGACAUCAAAGAAGUGCACAAGCGAAGGUACCUCCUGCAGCCCAUUGCAGUCGAAGUAUUUUCAGGUGAUGGUCGAAAUUACCUCUUGGCAUUCCAGAAAGGGAUUAGAAAUAAAGUGUACCAGAGGUUUCUGGCUGUUGUGCCUUCACUAGCUGAUAGUUCAGAGUCGGUUUCUGGUCAGCGCCCGAACACCAGUGUAGAGCAGGGUUCUGGUCUGCUGAGUACCUUGGUUGGAGAGAGGUCUGUGACACAGAGAUGGGAGAGAGGAGAGAUCAGCAAUUUCCAGUAUCUGAUGCAUCUGAAUACAUUGGCUGGCAGGUCCUACAAUGACCUCAUGCAGUAUCCAGUCUUCCCAUGGAUCCUUGCCGACUAUGAUUCAGAGGAACUUGAUCUCAACAAUCCCAAUACGUUCCGAAACCUGUCUAAGCCAAUGGGAGCACAGACUGAUGACAGGCUGGCCCAGUAUAAGAAGAGAUUCAAAGACUGGGAGGACCCUACUGGUGAAACUCCAGCCUAUCAUUAUGGGACACACUACUCCUCUGCCAUGAUUGUGGCUUCCUAUCUGCUUAGAAUGGAGCCUUUCACCCAGAUCUUCUUAAGACUGCAGGGUGGGCACUUUGACCUUGCUGACCGAAUGUUUCACAGUGUGCGAGAGGCCUGGUAUUCUGCAGCAAAACACAACAUGGCCGACGUCAAGGAACUCCUCCCCGAAUUCUUCUACCUUCCCGAGUUCCUCCUGAACUCCAACAACUUUGACCUAGGUGCUAAACAGAAUGGCACCAAGCUGGGGGAUGUGAUACUGCCCCCAUGGGCUAAAGGGGACCCAAGAGAGUUCAUCCGUGUACAUCGAGAGGCACUAGAGUGUGACUUUGUCAGCGCACACCUGCAUGAAUGGAUAGACCUGAUCUUCGGUUACAAACAGCAGGGCCCUUCGGCAGUGGAGUCUGUGAAUGUCUUUCAUCACCUCUUCUACGAGGGCCAGGUGGACAUCUAUAACAUCAAUGAUCCGCUCAAGGAGACGGCUACUAUAGGAUUCAUCAAUAACUUUGGGCAGAUACCCAAACAGUUGUUUAAGAAGCCUCACCCACCCAAGCGAGUUCGGAGCAGGUCCAAUGGAGAUGUCCCGGGGAUGCCAGCAUCUGUAGCCUCUGCUGGGGACAGGAUCUUCUUCCAUCACUUAGACAACCUGAGGCCGUCACUGGCCCCUAUGAAAGAACUCAAGGAGCCAGUUGGACAGAUCGUGUGCACAGACAAAGGCAUCCUGGCCGUGGAACAGAACAAGCUUCUUAUUCCCCCAGCCUGGAACAAGACCUUCUCCUGGGGCUACGCUGACCUCAGCUGCAGGCUGGCACAUUACGAGUCUGACAAGGCUGUUACUGUGUACGAGUGCCUGUCUGAAUGGGGUCACAUCCUCUGCGCUAUUUGUCCAAGCCCAAAGCUGGUCAUUACUGGAGGGACAAGCACUGCAAUCUGUGUGUGGGAGAUGGGAACUUCAAAAGAGAGGGCAAAAACACUCACACUGAAACAGGCACUGUUGGGCCACACAGAUGCUGUGACAUGUCUUACAGCCUCCUCAGCCUAUCACAUCAUUGUUAGUGGAUCUCGGGACCGGACCUGUAUCAUCUGGGACCUGAACAAGCUGUUGUUCGUCACCCAGUUGCGAGGCCACAGGGCGCCGGUCUCAGCGCUCUGCAUCAAUGAGCUGACGGGUGAUAUUGUCUCUUGUGCUGGCACCUACAUCCAUGUGUGGAGCAUCAAUGGAAGCCCCAUUGUGAGCGUUAACACCUUCACAGGAAGAAGUCAGCAGAUCCUGUGCUGUUGUGUGUCCGAGAUGAAUGAAUGGGACACCCAGAAUGUGAUAGUAACAGGUCAUUCUGACGGAGUGGUCCGGUUCUGGAGGAUGGAGUUUUUGCAGGUUCCAGAGACUCCUGCUCCAGGGCCAGUGGAGGUUCCAGAUAUACCUGACUGCUGUGCAGAUGACAAGAUAGAGGGAAGGGAAGCGCAGGAUGAGGAGAGCAGCGACUCUGAUGCUGACGACCAGAGCAUCAGUCAGGAGCCCAAACCCCGACCUUGCCAGAGCCAGCCUGGCAGUGCCAUCCAGAGGUCCGAAGGGGACAAGGCGGUCCCCUCCUGGUCUGCAGACAAUGACUUGGACAACUCUCACUGCUGGUCAGAUCACCUCAGCCUGGAUGAGAAAGAUGGCUUUGUCUUUGUGAAUUACUCUGAGAGUCAAACCAGGAUCCCAGUGCAGGCCCUCCCAGUGCAACCCCAGCCUCAGCCCCCUCCCCAGCCCCAGCCUCCUCCCCCUCAGCCUCUACAGCAAAGGCCUGGACCUUACAACACACUGAGACCAGGGUACAGAUGGGAGCGCCAGCUGGUCUUCAGAAGCAAGCUGACGAUGCACACUGCAUUCGAUCGCAAAGACAAUGGCCAUCCAGCUGAGAUUACAUCUCUUGGAAUCUCCAAGGAUCACAGCAAGGUCCUGGUGGGGGACAGCCGGGGCAGGGUGUUCUGCUGGUCAGUGAGUGACCAGCCUGGCCGCUCUGCUGCAGACCACUGGGUGAAAGAUGAGGGAGGGGACAGCUGCUCCGGCUGCACACUGCGCUUCUCCCUCACUGAAAGGCGCCAUCACUGCAGGAACUGUGGACAGCUCUUCUGUCAGAAGUGCAGUAGAUUCCAGUCUGAGAUCAAGCGUCUAAAAAUCUCCUCCCCAGUCAGAGUGUGUCAGAACUGUUACUAUAACCUGCAGCACGAGCGGGGGCCAGACGAGGGCUGCAGGAACUAGAGCUGCUGAGAGAGAGGAGGGCUCCAGGAACUAGAGCUCAGAGAGAGGAAAGCUCCAAGAACUAGAACUCAGAGAGAGCAGAGCUCCAGGAACUAGAGCUGAGAGAGGAGAGCUCCAGGAACUAGAGCUCAGAGAGGGUAGAGCUGAGAGAGAGAGGAAAGCUCCAGGAACUAGAGCUCAGAGAGAGGAGAGCUCCAGGAACUAGAGCUCAGAGAGAGGAGGGCUCCAGGAACUAGAGCUCAGAGAGAGGAGGGCUCCCGGAACUAGAGCUGAGAGAGAGGAACGCUCCAGGAACUAGAGCUCAGAGAGAGGAGAGCUCCAGGAACUAGAGCUCAGAGAGAGGAGGGCUCCAGGAACUAGAGCUCAGAGAGAGGAGGGCUCCAGGAACUAGAGCUCAGAGAGAGGAGAGCUCCAGGAACUAGAGCUCAGAGAGAGGAGAGCUCCAGGAACUAGAGCUCAGAGAGAGGAGAGCUCCAGGACCUAGAGCUGAGAGAGGAGAGCUCCAGGAACUAGAGCUCAGAGAGGAGAGCUCCAGGAACUAGAGCUCAUAGAGCAGGGCUCCAGGAACUAGAGCUGAGUAUUGACAGCCAACCCCACCCCUUAAGGCACCUGGAGGAGGAGGAGGAGGAGGAGGAGGAGGAGGAAGAGGACAACAGUGAGAUUCUGGACCUUCACAUACAUUUCUUUGUACUGUGUAUAAAGCACUGAUUUAGAAAAGGGAUCACUGAUUGCACAAAAAUGUGUUAAAUGUCUAUGUGGCAGGUUUGGGUCCAAUGGCAUUAGAUGGUUUAAAACAAUAGCACACUCUUUUUUUCUUCUUCCCCUUAUUGUCUGCUUUUUUUUUUCUUGACAUCAGUUCUACCUAAAUGUCUUCAGAGAAACACUGGCUUUUUAGAUAUUAGAUAUACACUAUAUUUGGCCGCCUUGAAAAAUAAAAUUAAUUUGUUUAUAUUGUAAAUAAACACAAUGGCCUUUUUAACUUGACAAAUUUAUUAAAAAUGUUGCUUGUUACUAAGAAUUCUGUCAAACCGCUAUUUGCUUUAAAAAAUAAUAAAAAAGAAAAAGAUAAAAGAACCUGUCAGCUGAUGCCGCUAUAUAGAAAAUGUGGGCAGAAAAAAACACCACAAUGAAUGUUUACAUGUUAAUUCCAUUCUGAGCAGAUUUUAUUUGGAUUAAAUGUAAUGAAUUCUUACCUGUUGUUUACUACAUUGAUUUUGUUAAACUAUUGCCAACAGUAUCCUGGUGUCUGCUUUCAAUGAUGACUGUUCAGUGUGUGGACAGCAGUUUAGAACCAUUAGACUUUCAAUUAUAUGAACAACUAAGUAAUAGCAUUGCAACAUAUCACAGAUCCCUUCAGAAUUAAAAACAUCAAUACAUAUACAGUAUGAUAAUGUCGUUUUCAGGAUAGUUCUGAUCCAGUUUCUUUGUUUGUUUUAAACAAUGUAACAUUACGUGGGAUUCGCAAACAUAUCAUUCAAUCUUAUCAUUCCAACUUACCCUGCUUGGUACUUAGCCUGAAGAUGCUUUGCAUAUUGCAGCAGCUCAAGGAAAGACAUCUCUCAAGAAAUGGUAGCAUUGAGACUUGCAAGAAGGUACAAAGCCUUCUGUAGGAACACUGCAUUCCCUGAUAGCAUUGAGACUCACUGACUUCCAUAGGAACACUGCAUUCCCUGAUAGCAUUGAGACUCACUGACUUCCAUAGGAACACAGCAUUCCCUGAUAGCAUUGAGACUCACUGACUUCCAUAGAAACACGGCGUUCCCUGAUAGCAUUGACUUCUGUAGGAACACAGCGUUCCCUGAUAGGAAUGAGACUCACUAACUUCCAUAGGAACACGGUGUUCCCUGAUAGCACUGAGACUCGCUGACUUCUGUAGGAACACAGCGUUCCCUAAUAGCAUUGAUACUGACUGACUUCCGUAGGAACACAACAUUCCCUGAUAGCUUUGAGACUCACUGACUUCUGUAGAAACACAGCAUUCCCUGAUAGCAUUGAGACUCACUGACUUCUGUAGGAAAACAGCGUUCCCUGAUAGCAUUGAUGCUCACUGACUUUUGUAGGAACAGGGCGUUCCCAGAUAGCACUGUGGAAACCCAAAUUGGGAAAAGACAAACUUCUUAAGAUGCAGAAAAUCUACCUGACAUGCUAUCUAUUGUGUACACUGAUGUCUCCUCUCCACCUUUUUUGACUGACAUGCAAUCUAUUGUGUACACUGAUGUCUCCACCUCUUUGCCUGACAUGCAGGUUAUUGUGUACACUGUAGUCUCCUCUCUGCCUGUUUGAAGGGUAGCUUCUUGUUUAUUUAACUUGGUGGUGUUGGUGACUACACUAGAAUGUAAGACUUGUCAUUUUUGAUGUGAUGUCCGUCUGUAGAUAAGCUGUGGCUGUCUUCCCAUUACUGGUCUCCUCAUCAAAUCCACUGUCUUCACUUGUUAAAUAUCAAGUCUGUUUAGAGCGGUUCAUUUUUUUUUUUUAAUUGGUUCCAAAUGUGUGCGGAUAGCCAGGGUCCUUUAUCCGUUUACAGUGGAGUCUUUUGUUCAUCAGUAGUUUGAUGUUCUUCUUGCACUAUGAUAUCACUAGCCCUCUAAGAUAGAAGGUUGCUUUGUUUUUGGUACUGUGGGCAACAAUAGUUCUGUGUAAUGCUGCUUUAACAGGAAGAAAGCAGCCUUGAUUAGGUCGCUUUCUAUGACAUACAUAUAUCAAUCAUAUUCAUAACCAUUUUAUUACAUACACAAAUCAUAUUCAUAACCAUUUUGUUACAUAUAACAUGUAACGAGUAGAUUUGUUUCUGUGUCCAGUUACACUGUUAGCUGUU
Polyodon spathula (Mississippi paddlefish) is the source of this 13617-nucleotide messenger RNA. RefSeq names its product WD repeat and FYVE domain-containing protein 3-like. The record is from RefSeq and is a predicted model, not a curated record. Lineage: Eukaryota; Metazoa; Chordata; Actinopteri; Acipenseriformes; Polyodontidae. The coding region runs from base 282 to 10802 and encodes 3506 amino acids. The transcript has 65 exons. Gene Ontology annotation, molecular function: protein binding; metal ion binding.